This is a messenger RNA of Aplysia californica (California sea hare), 229 nucleotides long. RefSeq lists its product as uncharacterized. The record is from RefSeq and is a predicted model, not a curated record. Lineage: Eukaryota; Metazoa; Mollusca; Gastropoda; Aplysiida; Aplysiidae.
UUUCACCAUGGCGUGUGGCUACCCACAGUGUUGUAAAAUAGGCUCGCAGUGCGGCUGUCUCAACUGUGAGGGACCACACUAUGCUUUUGUAAGUUUUGCAUGUGGACGCCUGAAGGCUAAAGUUGACAAGGUCGACCACCCUGCUGGCCUGAAGCUAGAAGCGGAAACAGCUGUGCAGGAAGUGCGUCAUCUUGUAGACAGACUGUUGGUGCUGGUUGCUGACUUUUGA